AUGGAGCACCAUGAUCCCGUUGUACAAGAACAAGGGGAUAUCCAGAACUACAACAACUAUAGGGGUAUCAAGCUGCUGAGCCAUACGAUGAAAGUUUGGGAGAGAGUGGUGGAAGCGAGGAUGAGGAAGAUAGUGUCUAUUUUGGAAAACCAGUUCGAAUUCAUGUCGGGGCGUUCGACUACAGAAGCCAUUCACCUUGCGAGAAGGUUGCUGGAGCAGUACAGGGAUAAGAAGAAAGACUUGCACAUGGUGUUUGUUGACCUAGAAAAGGCUUACGAUAAAGUCCCAAGGGAGGUGCUGUGGAGAUGUCUGAAAACUAGAGGUGUUCCUGGGUCCGCUCUUAGUCCCUUUUUGUUUGCUUUGGCGAUGGACGCUCUGACGCGCCACAUUCAAGGAGAGGUGUCGUGGUGCAUGUUGUUUGUAGAUGAUAUUGUGCUUAUUGACGAGUUGUGGAGCGGUGUUAGCGCGAGACUGGAGGUAGAGGGUGAGGACGUGCAGCUAGAUAUUCAAGUCAUCCCGAAGAAAGAAAGUUUCAAGAAAGUUUCAAGUACCUGGGGUCGAUCAUCCAAGGGAAUGGUACCUAUAAUAAAGGGAAAGUUCUACAAAGUGGUGGUUAGACCGACUAUGUUGUAUAAGACAGAAUACUGGCCAGUUAAGAAAGCGCAUGACCAAAAAAUGAAGGUAGCAGAGAUGCGGAUGCUGAGAUGGAUGUGCAGGCAUACUAGGAGAGAUAGGAUUCAGAAUGAAGUAUUUCGGGACAAGGUGGGUGUGGCCCCAUUGGUGGAUAAGAUGCGAGAAGGGAGUUUGAGAUAG
This is a messenger RNA of Lycium ferocissimum, 813 nucleotides long. RefSeq lists its product as uncharacterized. The record is from RefSeq and is a predicted model, not a curated record. The coding region runs from base 1 to 813 and encodes 270 amino acids. Lineage: Eukaryota; Viridiplantae; Streptophyta; Magnoliopsida; Solanales; Solanaceae. The transcript has 4 exons.